CCUGUGAAGUCAGUUGCUGAGUGCAGGAGCAAAGGCACUGGGAGACAACUAUGCAGGAGCUAGCUGUGACCUGUAGUUCCACAAACUGAAGCAAAGGUGGGGACAGCCGAUGUGAAAGACUGAGUUUGACAGGCCUAAUUCCAAGACGUUAUCCGCAAAUGACACUACGGCGUCACGCUGCUUAUAUUUGGAGUGGACACAGCACAACACAGCAGCAGCCACUGACUGGAGUGUAUGGGUGUAUACAGUACAGUGGAGACAGCACAGCCCAGCAGCCAGCACAGCAGCAUGGCAGUGAGAAAUGGCUCCGAGCCACCGCUGUCGGGUCCUUAUAUAGAAUCCAAAACCCACGAGAAUCCGACACCUGGAUAUCACCUUUUGCUUUGUUUCGGAAUCCGAGCAAGAUGAUAAACCACCGUGCUGACGCUCAAAUUUCUUCGGAUCAGCAAAGUUCAGCUCAGUAACAUUGCGGGAUGCUGAACACAUCGGGGAACUACACCGGCUGUCAGCCGCAAACAAUUAACCCCUUCAUUCCCAUCUUCCUGAGCUUCAUCUUCUUUGUUGGCUUCGUGUUUAAUUGCAUCAGUCUAUGGAUUUUCUGGUUUCGGGUAAAACAAUGGAACUCAACUGUGGUCCUCCAGUUCAACUUGGCCAUCUCCGAUGCCAUCAUUACUCCAGCAGCUCCGCUGAUCAUCAUCUACUCCUUGACUGACUACUGGACCUUCGGGACAUUCUUCUGUCAGUUUAAGGUGUUCCUGCUCAGCACUCACAUGUAUGGAAGCAUCUACUUCCUCACAUUAAUCAGCAUCCACCGAUAUUUUACUGUUGCUCGCAACGUUAAAAGAUCUUCCUGGACCAAGAAGCCUUUCAUCACCAAACUGUGUCUCGGUGUCUGGGGAUGUCUCCUUGUACAAGGUUUUCCCUUUUUCUUUGUUCUGCAAACAUCUGAAGUUCAUGGAGUUACAAAGUGUCUCAGUUUUCAUCAAACUGAACAGGCGGUGUUAUUUUUUGUCUGGAACUGGGUCAUCCUAUUCACCGGUGCCCUCAUUCCUUUCUCCAUAACCCUGCUCUGCUACAGUCUCCUGAGUCGCUAUAUCCUCAAGGUGAAUCCUAUGAACACUCUCAGCAAAGUCAUGGUGUCCAAAUCUGUACAGACCAUAUUUGUCUCCUUAAUCAUAUUUAUAAUCUGCUAUAUCCCUGUGCAUAUAACCAGGACAGCGGGCGUCACAAUCACCUUAUUUUUCCCAGCCUUGUGCUCUUUACUGGAAAGAGUUGAGGUUGCCUAUUAUAUCACAUGGAUGAUGUCUGGAACAAACUGCUGUUUGGAUCCCAUAUUAUACUGUUUUGCCUCAGACAGAUUUAGGCACACAUUCACCGGCUGGUGCAGCUUUCUGUACAGCCGUGGUAGCAGUUGGAGAAACACAAAGGACGAUGCUUAUGGUGACCAACUUGAGUCAGCUUCUGAAGAUAAACACCGUGGACCAAUACCGACUGCCAGCACGACAGAGACGGGGAUAUCGGCCUCAGUUGAGUGGGAAAAGUGAUUUCUAACUGAAAUAAGUUACAUCUUAGGAAGUGAACAGCAUUUCCUUAUAUGUAUCAGUCAAUACUUUCUGCUCAACCAGGAUAAUAAGACCUAAUAGUCCACUGGAAGUGGUCAGGCAUGUAUUUGCACAAUUGGCAGCUAAUUAUAGACUACUUUGUAAAUACUUUGUUCUAUACGCUACAAAAUUCUGCAGCAUCGUAGUAGGGAGAAAAAUGUACCUGUGCCAGCACAGUCCCUGAACAUGUGACAUUAUGAAGUCAUGCCAAGUGGGCGGGGUUACCAGGACCAGGAAGAAGAGCAGGGCAUGCAGCAUGGGGCGUAUGAUAAAUGGUGUUCCAGCCAAUCAGCUCCCAACUGUCAUUUUUCACACACGUGACAGGAGCUGAACUUGACAGUUAGGAGCUGACUGGCUGGAGCACUAUUUCAUACCUCCCAACUUUCCUAUUUUCUUAAGAGGGACACACCCCACGAAAAGGGGGUGUGGCCUAUGAAAAUGGGCAUGGCUUUGCUGGAGGACCCGCGAUGGUGAUCCACGCCCCUGUUUCCAUGCCCCCUCUCCUCCUGUUUCCAGUGAACAGACGCUGUGCGCAUGUGCACAGCGUCUGUUCACCGCUGCUUUGCUAUGCAGGGCAGCAAUAACAGGAGCCUUCCAACUGCCCCCCCCCUUCCCCCCGACCACGGGACACAGCGGGCCGCGGGUGGGACAGCAGGACAGUCCCCAAAAAACGAGACAGUUGGGAGGGGUAUGCUAUUUAUCAUACGUAACGAGUUUUAUCAUUCAAAACAAGUUUUAGCACUCACUGAUAAAUUAGCCCCCCAGUGAAAAAAGAGAUUUGCUAGAAAAUGAUUAUGGGAUCUUACUGUCGAGGGCGAUGCGAGAUUGCUCUGCAGAUAGGAACAGGAAAAAGAGACUGUACAUAUUUCCCCGCUGAGGCAGCUUCACUUCCCUGACCUGGAAUAUUUCUGAGAAGAGACAGGACAUAUUCCCCCGCUGAGGCAGCUUCACUUCCCUGACCUGGAACAUUUCUGAGAAGAGACAGGACAUAUUUCCCCGCUGAGGCAGCUUCACUUCCCUGACCUGGAACAUUUCUGAGAAGAGACAGGACAUAUUUCCCCGCUGAGGCAGCUUCACUUCCCUGACCUGGAACAUUUCUGAGAAGAGACAGGACAUUUUUAUAUGAAGCAAUAUGAUCAUUUUAUCCUAAGCUUUACAAUCGCACACUUUUGUAAUUACCACUGUAUUGUACUAUUAUUUGUAACAUAUUGUGUAUAAAAUUCUGUAUAUUUGGGAAUAAUAAAAACCUAUUUUAAUAACA
Molecule: messenger RNA, 2862 nt
Organism: Pseudophryne corroboree (corroboree frog)
Lineage: Eukaryota; Metazoa; Chordata; Amphibia; Anura; Myobatrachidae
Product: P2Y purinoceptor 4-like
Exons: 3
Coding region: 474-1544 (356 amino acids)
Biological process (GO): G protein-coupled receptor signaling pathway
Cellular component (GO): plasma membrane
Molecular function (GO): G protein-coupled receptor activity
Source: RefSeq, a predicted model, not a curated record